Molecule: messenger RNA, 2337 nt
Organism: Phytophthora infestans T30-4
Lineage: Eukaryota; Oomycota; Peronosporomycetes; Peronosporales; Peronosporaceae
Exons: 2
Coding region: 1-2133 (710 amino acids)
Source: RefSeq, a predicted model, not a curated record
AUGGCUGACCCCAUCCUGAACAGCCCACGCUCUAUAGAGGCUUGUCGGAUGCUUGGCGUGGAGCCCGACGAGCUCAUUCAACGUCCACUUGAGUACUUUACCCGUUUGUCGAAAGGUAAGGAUCGGGAAUUCGUCAAUAAACGAGCUGCGAGGUACGAGAAGAGUCGGCAAAUUCAGCUGCGCAAUGUGCGAACGCAACGUCACGAGCUCAUGCAGGCGCAACUGGAUGGAGGUCACGGUACUAUGUCGAUGAGAACACGUAGUUUCUGUCACUCCCCCGUGGGGGCAGCUCGUCUUGGCUUUGGGACUUUACCCAGCUGCUGUUUAGCCUCCGUGCAAGAUUUCUCCGUGAUCGGACGAGAGAAACGAGAACUGGAACGGAUUCAACAGCGACAAGCUCUUGAGCUGCAACAAAUGCUCAAUUUUGAGUUUAAGAUGGCCGAACUUCAUCAGGAACGAGAGAGGAAGGAACGAGAACAAAAAAGAAGAGAAGAACAGUUCGCUUUGGAACGUACGCGACGACAACGACAAGCGGACGAGCAACGACGGAAGCGAGAGCUCGAACGAGCCGAACAGCAUCGUAUCGAGCUCGAAUUGGCUAGAAAACAAGCUCAAGAGCAGCAGAAAGAGACCAUGCGACGCGAGCAACGGACCAAGCAAGAAGAAGCUCGUCGACAACGUGAUGCUCAGCUCAGUGAGAGAGAACGGCAACGUCAUCAGGAAGAAGCCAGAGUUCAGAACGAGAUGUACCAGCUCGCUCAAGAACGAGAAGCUUCUCGAAAGCUGAAAGAAAUGCAAGAACGAGAAGAGAGAUUGACACAAGAACGAGAGCGACAGAAGCAUCUUAAAGCUCGAGAACUAGCAGACAAGCAGGCUCGAAACACGGCGCGUAUCGCUAAUGUACUGCAAGAGAAAGACUUGCAGCGUAAGUAUCAGCUCGAAGAAGCAGCGCGUAAACAGCACCAGAGUGAAGAACGACGUCAAGCGUUUGAAGAAGAACGUAGAGCGAAAGAAGAAGAAGUGCGACUGCAAGGACUGCGCAAGAAAGAGACGAUCGAAGGCGUUCAACACCAGCUAGCACUGAUUGAAGAAGAACGUCGAGAGCGUCUAAGAGAACAAGAACGACAGGCGCAACUUCGACUCAUGCAGCGUGAACGGGAGAAACAACAGCAGGUAGAAGCCCAGCAACGUGAAGAGCGAAGACUCGAGAGUGAGCGACGUCGAGCGUACGAACGUAUGGAGUCUCAACUGCACGAGAAACAGUCGGCUAUUCUUCGCAAGACGGAAGAGAAGGCGAUGAUAGCACAGAGGAUGCAGGAACAGAAGCACGCGUCGGUACGAGCUCGUCUUCAAGACGCCAAACUACGCGAGGAAGAGAUCCAGAAUGCUCUUAUACGUAAGAACAAACAAGACGAGUACCGUACUCACUUGCUACUUUCUCGUAUUGAGACGGACAACCAUCGUAUCCAGCACCUCAAAGAACAUCGAGAAAACCUCAUUCGUCGACGACAGCAGAUCAAGCAAAUGGCUAGUCGACAGAAGCAUGAAAUUCUUGAGAGUUUUUACAAGAUGAAAGUCACGAAGAAGAUGGAGUUACCCAAACAUAUCACAGCUAAUAUGACUGUUAUUCGACCACGUUCAGCGUCUGCUGCGAUGUCUAAUACCCGGUCGAUAGACGAUGCGAAUCCCAGAGCAACGCCAAGGACAAGUAGAAGACCGAUGAGUGCAGUAGCGAGACGGCCACGUAGUGCUGCGACACGUCGUCGACCUGUUACGAGUCGAGAUCGCCAGAGUCCGUCGGAUUCGGACUCGUGCGUUGGUCCUUACAGUGCUGAUGAUUUAGAGAAAGCGCAAGAAGUGGACGAAGAGGAGAAACGUGUUGCUGCGAUUAAUGAACUCCGAAGACGACAAAAUGAAGAGCUGUUGAAAGUUCUAGAGGAAGAACAUCACGCUGAAGAGCAGCGAGAACAUCUGCUGCGUCAGGGGAGUUCUGCUCGACGUGAACGUGUACGAUUGGAGAAACUUUUCGAUAAGGAACGAGCUCUCGCGAGUGAACGCAUCAUGCUACUCACUGACCGCCACGAACGCGCGUUGGCAGCAAAGAUGGAUGAACUGCCCAAUAGUGAUGGCUAGAUCGUCACAGUUUCUGAUGCUCGCAUUUCAAAGCUACUCAACAAUACGGCAUUCCGGUUAAUUUGGGUUAAACAUUUUUUUCCAAUAGCUUCUGUCGAUUGAUGCUGAUCGAGGGAAAUAUCGACUGCUAACACGAGAGAUCUAUUUCGGGUUGUCCCAGUCUCCGGUUUCAAUCGAGAUAAUGACCCCCCGUUUUCAGCACUC